Messenger RNA from Cyprinus carpio (common carp), 2339 nucleotides. RefSeq names its product POU domain, class 4, transcription factor 2-like. Gene Ontology annotation, molecular function: DNA-binding transcription factor activity, RNA polymerase II-specific; RNA polymerase II cis-regulatory region sequence-specific DNA binding. Lineage: Eukaryota; Metazoa; Chordata; Actinopteri; Cypriniformes; Cyprinidae. Gene Ontology annotation, biological process: regulation of transcription by RNA polymerase II. The record is from RefSeq and is a predicted model, not a curated record.
CCGAGAGAGUGUGUAAGAGGAGAGGGGGUGAGAAUGGGUGAGCAAGAGAGAGGGAGAGACGCAGCCUGCCCUUCGCCUUAGAGCACAGACAGAUCGAGUCCCCGCAGCAUUGAAUGUAGUCGACUGUCACCUUUAUCUCAUAAUCAAAUUCAGCAAGAAUCGGGAUAAAGGUUAACGAGCGAUAUUGGUUCUAGCAACGUCGUUCUGGAGAUUUGCACGAAGAGAAGAAAGAAGAAACUUUUUGCACUCGUUUUAAAAGCGUGAGCAAAGACAAACUCACCAAAGACAUCAGCUUCCACUGUGACAAAUGUUAGAUAUUUUGUAAAGGCGGAGGAACAUUUCUGUGGAGCGUUUGGGUAAGAUUUGCCGUGAUCUUUGAAGGAGUUUACCGACAGGUUGCAUGGCUAACUGGUGCUCGCGGCACGUCUCUAGCCACGGCACGCGACGGAGCGACCAGGAGAUCGUUCUCUCAGACCAUUAGGCAGCAGCACUAGAUGAGCUAUCUAAAGACUUGGUGCAUCAUCCUCUUCACGUUCGUUGCAACGCCAGAGACUUGAGACUUCCACGCACCGACUGGGCUUGAACUCCAGUCGAAGAAGAAGAAGGCGGAGUCUUAACUUAUUAAAAGGAACUCGCCGAGGCUCGGUCGCAAAUAUGAUGAUGAUGUCUCUGAACAGCAAGCAGGCGUUCGCCAUGCCCCACACCAGUCUGGCCGAGACCAAAUACUCCAGUUUGCAUUCUUCGUCCUCUUCCACUUUGACUUCCAACGCGCCCUCGUCCUCCUGCUCGUCGUCCAGGCACAGCAGCACGAUCAGCAGCAGCGGCGGCAGCUCGGAGGCGAUGCGCCGAGCAUGUUUCCCAACCCCACCGAGCAAUAUAUUCGGCGGAUUGGAUGAGAGUUUGUUGGCCCGCGCGGAAGCUCUGGCGGCGGUGGAUAUAGUCUCGCAGACCAAAAGCCAUCAUCACCCUCCUCAUCACAGCCCCUUCAAGCCGGACGCAACCUACCACACCAUGAACACGCUUCCGUGCACCUCGUCGUCUUCCUCUUCGUCGUCCAUGCCCAUCUCGCACCCGUCAGCUCUCGCGAGCCAUCACCACCACCACCAUCACCACCACCACCAGCCGCACCAGGCACUGGAGGGCGACCUGCUCGAUCACAUCACCCCAGGACUUGCACUUGCUGGAGCCAUGGCCGGGCCAGACGGCUCGGUGGUCUCCACGCCUGCGCACCCUGCCCACAUGGCAGGCAUGAACCACAUGCACCAAGCUGCCAUCAACAUGGCUCACGUCCAUGGACUGCCAUCCCACAUGGGCUGCAUGAGCGACGUGGAUGCAGAUCCCAGGGACUUGGAGGCGUUCGCUGAGCGCUUUAAACAGCGUCGGAUCAAACUCGGCGUGACACAAGCGGAUGUAGGGUCAGCGUUGGCCAACCUGAAGAUUCCUGGCGUAGGCUCUUUAAGCCAGAGUACCAUCUGCCGGUUUGAAUCACUCACGUUGUCCCACAACAACAUGAUCGCCCUGAAGCCCAUCCUGCAAGCCUGGCUGGAAGAGGCUGAAAAGUCGCACCGGGAGAAACUCAACAAACCCGAGCUCUUCAACGGGGCCGAGAAGAAGAGGAAGCGGACCUCCAUCGCGGCCCCCGAGAAAAGGUCCCUCGAAGCUUAUUUUUCUAUUCAGCCGCGUCCAUCCUCAGAGAAAAUCGCAGCAAUCGCAGAGAAGCUGGACCUCAAAAAGAACGUUGUGCGGGUUUGGUUUUGCAACCAGAGGCAGAAACAGAAACGCAUGAAAUAUUCGGCCUGCGUCUAGCUCGACCAGAAGACCAACACGACGUGUCGAGAGACUCCUAAAACUGUUUAGAGACGAUUUGUAAAAUAUUUCUUAUCUCACACCUUUUUCAAUCAUCCAUAACUUGUGCAUUGAACCAGAAUUUCAUGACAUUCAAAAGAGACAUUUGAAAAUACCAAAUCACUGUCACGUAUUACGCAAGGGGGAUGUGGAAUCAUUUAAAGGAUCGUUUGACUGAUCAAGUAAGACCAUUCGUUUUUCCUCACUUAUUUUAGCACACUUUCUAUAUCAGAGGAGCAAGACUCUUUAAACCUUUAAAACUCUUAAACUCUUUAAGCAUAUUUUAGUCAUUUACCAGAAAGUGUUGUGUAUCGAGCUACACGUAACACCAGUAAUUAUUAUAAACUGAUCAAGUAUAAACUGAGAGGGAGGGGGGAAAUACUUCAGGUCAAAAGGGUGACAGUGUCUUGUCAGUGUUUUUCUUUUAAAAUAUUUCUUUCUCAGCAUGUCACGCUUCAAUCUGGUGUUAAUUCAGGGUUCAUUAGAUAAAAAGA